AUGCUUUUUGGCGCGAUUGGCAUCAGAGCCGUGGCCUUUGCGGCGCUCGCUCCCGUAGCUCUGGCCGAUGAACCAAACUUGCUGCCCGUCGUCGACCCAGGCUAUGAGCUUUACCGCGCAGUCCAAUACAAUAAAGCUGGAGAUGAUUACACCUUCUCCAACAUCAGGAGGAUGAACAAUGGCACCCUUUGCCCGCCAUGCCCGCCAUGCCCUCAAGCCAGAACGACCUGGUUCGGCGGCAACCUCGCCGGCUUGCUCAAACACAGUUCCAACAACAGCAACAACACCCCCACCAAAUCCAUCAUCUCCACCCGCGGCAUCAUCUUCAUCACCCUCAUCUACUGCCUCGCCGCCUUCGGCUUCCUCCUUGCUGAGAACUCCACCGCCAACGCCGGCGGCCUCCACAACCAGCACCUCGCCCCUGCGCUGGAAACAAUCGCACAUCCACCUCGUCGUCGUCGUCGUCGUCGCCGGCGGCGGCGGCAGCGGCCCAAUCAUACAGCAGAUCACCGCAUCAUACACCAACCCCUCCUCCCACGCCCAAGGCGCCUACCCCAUCUCCCACGGCCUCCCGACGACGAGCCCGCGCGUCCCGCUCUUGGCGGAGGGUUCGUGCCGCCGAAGCUGGAGACGGAGGAGGAGCAGUUUGUGGGGGUGGGGUAUUUGAAGGCGGCGUUCGGAAGUGAUGGUGAGGAGGAGGGGAAGGAAAAGGGGGGCGGCGGCGGCAACGACACUGGUCUCGUUGACUUGGUUGCCGACGAGAUAUGUCCGCCUGUUUACAAUGGCUCCAACGCACUGGAUGCGUAUAUUCGGGAACAGGCGGCACUGCUCCUGAGUCGUGAGGUGCUCAUCGAUUGCAAUGCGUACGCGGCAUUGAAUGAUGCGUUUGCUUCUGCGAAGGAUGCAGAUGAUGAGCUGUCAUACGCUUAUCUUUUUGAUGUGCCGCCGGCGUCGCAUGGUCGGGAUCUGCCGUAUACCUUCUACGUUCCAGGUCAAAUCGGCUGA
Messenger RNA from Lasiodiplodia theobromae, 1005 nucleotides. RefSeq names its product Lipase 1. The transcript has 3 exons. The coding region runs from base 1 to 1005 and encodes 334 amino acids. The record is from RefSeq and is a predicted model, not a curated record. Lineage: Eukaryota; Fungi; Ascomycota; Dothideomycetes; Botryosphaeriales; Botryosphaeriaceae.